UGUUUGGUUGUGUGUGUGCGAGUGUGUGUGUGUUUAUGUGUGUCUGUAUUGUUGUGUGUUUGGUUGUGUGUGUGUUUGGUUGAGUGAGUAUGUGUGUGUGUGUGUGUCUGUAUUGUUGUGCGUGUGCAUGUGUGUUUGGUUGUGUUAGGUUGUGUUAGUGUCACAGCUGACCUCAGCAUCAUUAGGAGAAUUGCUUUGAGCGUGUGCUGUGUGUUGUCAGAGCACAACCGUCACUGGAGGAUGAAAUCUGUGCCAUCUGACGUUCAGGGAUUUAUGGGUUUAGACAAAAUUGCUUUUCCCAGUGUGGAGAUUAAACUGUGGAUGUUGACUGGGCAGAUCCCUGCGGUCCUUCUCAGCUUCACUACCAACAGAACAAUGUCCACAGAUGGAGGUGUGAUGACAUGCUCGAGUCUCAAAGUGUCUGGAAUCUGAAGAUUGUCGAUGUGUUUGUCACCAUGCGGCUGGAAACACUACUUGUGUUUGUUUGUGUCAGUGUGUGGAGCGCUACAGGACACAGAUCAGCCCAUAUAACAGGACACAAAGUGGACACCUACAAGCAAAGCAGGUUCCGGAGAGAAACGAGUGUGAAUGGACAGAGUCAGAAGUCUGGCAGCCCGAUUUUCAGAAGAAGUCCAGACAUGACCAAAUCUCCCAUCACUAAAUCAGAGCAGCUGUUGAGAAUCGAUGACCACGACUUCACCAUGAGACCGGCGUUUGGAGGACCUCCGAUACCUGUGGGUGUGGAUGUUCAGGUGGAAAGUCUUGACACCAUCUCUGAGGUGGAUAUGGACUUUACCAUGACGCUGUAUCUGAGGCAUUACUGGAAAGAUGAGCGCUUGUCCUUCCCCAGCACCAACAAUCAGAGCAUGACGUUUGACAGCCGUCUGGUGAAGAAGAUCUGGGUGCCCGACAUGUUCUUCGUUCAUUCCAAACGCUCCUUCAUUCACGACACCACCACAGACAACGUGAUGUUACGAGUCUAUCCCGACGGAAACGUCCUGUACAGUCUGAGAGUCACCGUCACCGCCAUGUGUAACAUGGACCUGAGUCGCUUUCCUCUGGACACACAGACGUGUUCUUUAGAGAUCGAGAGCUAUGCGUACACAGAUGAUGAUCUGAUGCUCUACUGGAAGAAAGGCAACGAGUCUUUGAACACCGAUGAGCGGAUAUCUCUCUCUCAGUUCCGCAUCCUGAAGUUUCACACCACGACUAAACUGGCCUUCUACAGCAGCACAGGCUGGUAUAAUCGACUGUACAUUCACUUCACUCUCCGUCGACACAUCUUCUUCUUUCUGCUGCAGACCUAUUUUCCAGCCACGCUCAUGGUCAUGUUGUCCUGGGUGUCUUUCUGGAUCGACCGCAGGGCCGUACCUGCACGAGUUCCUCUGGGUAUCACAACGGUUCUCACCAUGUCCACCAUCAUCACGGGAGUGAACGCCUCCAUGCCCAGAGUCUCUUACAUCAAAGCUGUGGACAUCUAUCUGUGGGUGAGCUUUGUCUUCGUCUUCCUGUCGGUCAUCGAGUACGCCGCCGUGAAUUAUCUCACCACCGUUCAGGAGCGCCGAGAGAGAAAGCUGAGAAAUCAACUGCCUUGCACGUGUGGGAUAGCAAACCCAGAGGAAGAUAUGAUGAUGACCGCCUGCUACAGCGACGUAGAUCCCAACACCACGGGAAGUUACGGGAUGCCGGAGAACGGAGGCCGUCAGGAGCGCAUCAUGGCUCAGCUGACGCUGGCGAAGGGACAGAGGACGGGUGGAGUCAAGAGCACGCGAGGAUACGUCAACAUCUGGAUCGAUACUCACGCCAUAGACAAAUACUCCCGAGUGAUCUUUCCUGGAGCUUACACACUCUUCAACAUCAUCUACUGGUCCAUCUAUUCUUAACUUUGACUCUGAAACGUCGGCACGUGUAAAACCUCACAACUAUGAGAGAAAGUUCAGCGCGUCUCUCCGCCUUUAUCUUCAACUAUAUGGAUUGUGUCACAGAUGUUUACAGCGAUAGGUCAUGUUCAUACUGUAUGUCUGCUCAUGCUUCUUCAUCUGGACAUGUCAUCUCAACAUCCACGUUUGUCAGAUCCCUGGAAUGUUUCCAGGGUGGUGGAUAUUCUAUUAUAUCAAUUAUGGUUUUUGAAUAUGUUCAGUAUGUUUGUAAUGUGGAUUUAGGGGGAAAUGCAGUGAUUAGGUAUAAUGGCAUAGUUUAUUUUUGGGAUUAUGUUCUAUUUAGCAGUGGGUAAACAAACAGAAUUAAACGUGUGUGACUCUGAUUCUGAGGAUGGUUUGUAAUUUCCACAAUGACACGUCAAUGGGACCGCCGCUCCAUGUCUGUGAAUACAAAGGACUUUCAAAGACAAGGGUUCUCUACUGAAAAAAAACGCUAAAUCCGGUUGUCUGAUCUGAACUGGUCUCGCAGCCUGGGUUUAGUUGGUCACAUCAAGCUGGUUGGCCGGUCUUAGCUAGUUUAAGAUGGAAGUGGCUAGAUAAAGAUGGUCAAGCUGGUCUUCCAGCCUAACCCUCACAUAGACCUCUCUUAAACCAGCCUGUUUCACCAGAUUAAUCAACUAAAACUAGGCUGUAAAACCAGCUCAAACCGUCUUGGGCUGCUUUUAGCA
Molecule: messenger RNA, 2608 nt
Organism: Triplophysa dalaica
Lineage: Eukaryota; Metazoa; Chordata; Actinopteri; Cypriniformes; Nemacheilidae
Product: gamma-aminobutyric acid receptor subunit rho-1
Exons: 10
Coding region: 402-1883 (493 amino acids)
Biological process (GO): signal transduction; regulation of membrane potential; chemical synaptic transmission
Cellular component (GO): synapse; GABA-A receptor complex; neuron projection
Molecular function (GO): GABA-A receptor activity; extracellular ligand-gated monoatomic ion channel activity; neurotransmitter receptor activity
Source: RefSeq, a predicted model, not a curated record